AUCCAUGCGCCGCCAGCUCCUUCUCCUGCUGUCUCGGCACCUGCUCCCGGCUCUCGUCGACAUCUGCCGGCAGUUCCGCCCGUUGCGGGAGUGGAGUUCGUGGCCGCGGGUGGUGGCGCAGCGGCGGCUCCGAAUGCACUCCAAGUUGCUGCUGAUGAGCCGCUCCAGUUCAUGGCGGAGGCACUCCAGCCUCCGCAGACCCAUGUUCCCGAGGCGACUCUCGGACAGCAACACCGCCUUGCUGACAGUCUCCACGCGCUGCUGCUGAUUCAGGUGCUGGCUCACUCGUCUCUCCUCGUGAUCCCUCCUGAGACCUUCAGUGGCCGCCAGCGUGACACUUGCCUGGACGCGGCGGACCAGCUCGCAGCGCUGCUGGCGCCCGUGCUGGUUGCGCCCGCGGAGGGUGGCGCUGCUGCUGCGGGACAGCUUGACGAGGCUGUCCGGGGCUUGAGGCGGCAUUUGCGCGGAGGAUCUGGAGCCGUGGCGCAAGCACGCUUGUGGUCCGGGAACUGUGGCGCUCCCUGA
Molecule: messenger RNA, 525 nt
Organism: Closterium sp. Naga37s-1
Lineage: Eukaryota; Viridiplantae; Streptophyta; Zygnematophyceae; Desmidiales; Closteriaceae
Source: the annotation of a GenBank genome assembly